CGCGGUAGCGGCUAGCAGAGUGCCAGGCCCGGGGCUCUCUGUGUCCUCUCCCGAGUCAGGGACGAGGCAGUGACUUGGCUCCUGGGCGCUGAGCCCGGGAGCGAUUGCGGGCGGCCGCCGUCACUCCCGCGAGUUCUCGUCCUUAUCGUCUCUCCCCCUCCAAGCGUAGCGCUUGGACGGUCCCGGACCGACGGCCCGGAGCACGGGGGACCGUCGCGGCUGCUGGGGCCAAGACCAGGCUGCAGCCCCCGGACUGCGGGAACGCUGGGGACGAGGACGAGGAGCAGCAGGGAAGAUGGCGUCGGACCUGGAUCCCGAGGGGCAGGCCCUCGACCGCACUUUGCUGGAAUGUUCGGCCGAGGAGACCGCGGGGAAAUGGCUGCAAGCAACUGACCUCACUAGAGAAGUAUACCAGCACCUAGCGCACUAUGUACCCAGAAUCUACUGCACGGGUCCCAACCCUUUCCCGCAGAAAGAGGACAUGCUGGCCCAGCAUGUUUUGUUGGGGCCGAUGGAGUGGUACCUUUGUGGUGAAGACCCUGCGUUCGGAUUUCCAAAACUUGAACAAGCAAACAAACCUUCUCAUCUUUGCGGUCGUGUUUUUAAAGUUGGAGAGCCUACAUACUCUUGCAGAGACUGUGCAGUUGAUCCAACUUGUGUUUUAUGCAUGGAGUGCUUUUUGGGAAGUAUUCACAGAGAUCAUCGAUACAGGAUGACGACUUCAGGAGGUGGCGGCUUCUGUGACUGUGGUGAUACCGAAGCUUGGAAAGAGGGUCCUUACUGUCAAAAACAUGAGCUUAACACCUCUGAAAUUGAAGAAGAGGAGGAUCCUCUUGUGCAUUUAUCUGAAGAAGUGAUAGCAAGAACUUACAACAUUUUCGCUAUUAUGUUUCGGUAUGCAGUAGAAAUCCUAACCUGGGAGAAGGAAAAUGAAUUGCCAGCAGAUUUAGAGAUGGAAGAGAAGAGCGACACUUACUAUUGCAUGUUGUUUAAUGACGAGGUUCACACCUAUGAACAAGUUAUUUAUACUCUUCAGAAAGCUGUCAACUGCACACAAAAGGAAGCCAUUGGUUUUGCAACUACAGUAGAUCGGGAUGGACGUAGGUCUGUUCGAUACGGAGACUUCCAGUAUUGUGAACAAGCAAAAUCUGUGAUUGUGAGAAAUACCAGUAGACAGACAAAGCCACUCAAAGUUCAAGUUAUGCAUUCAUCUCUUGUUGCACAUCAGAAUUUUGGUUUGAAGCUUUUGACUUGGCUGGGAAGUAUCAUUGGAUAUUCAGAUGGCCUUCGCCGGAUUUUGUGUCAGGUUGGAUUACAAGAAGGGCCAGAUGGUGAAAAUUCUUCUCUGGUGGACAGAUUGAUGCUUAGUGAUUCUAAAUUAUGGAAAGGUGCUAGAAGUGUAUAUCAUCAGUUGUUCAUGAGCAGCCUCCUUAUGGACUUGAAAUACAAAAAACUAUUUGCUAUCCGAUUUGCAAAGAAUUACCAGCAGCUGCAGAGAGAUUUUAUGGAUGAUGAUCACGAGCGAGCAGUGUCGGUGACGGCUCUGUCUGUCCAACUCUUCACUGCGCCUACGCUGGCUCGGAUGCUCAUCACAGAGGAAAACCUGAUGUCCAUUAUCAUUAAGACCUUCAUGGAUCAUUUGAGACAUCGAGAUGGGCAGGGCAGAUUUCAGUUUGAACGAUACACUGCUUUACAAGCCUUCAAGUUCAGGAGAGUUCAGAGCCUUAUUUUAGAUCUCAAGUAUGUGUUAAUUAGCAGACCAGCUACGUGGUCAGAUGAGCUGCGGCACAAGUUCCUGGAGGGGUUUGAUGCCUUUUUGGAAUUACUGAAAUGCAUGCAGGGAAUGGAUCCGAUCACACGACAAGUAGGACAACAUAUUGAAAUGGAGCCAGAGUGGGAAGCAGCCUUCACACUACAAAUGAAACUGACGCACGUCAUCUCCAUGGUUCAGGACUGGUGUGCUUCAGAUGAAAAAGUUUUAAUUGAAGCUUACAAGAAAUGCCUUGCUGUGUUGAUGCAGUGUCAUGGUGGUUUCACUGAUGGUGAACAGCCAAUCACACUAAGUAUUUGUGGACACUCAGUGGAAACUAUCAGAUACUGUGUUUCCCAAGAAAAAGUCAGCAUUCACCUCCCAGUUUCUCGUUUGCUUGCAGGUUUGCAUGUAUUACUAAGCAAAAGUGAAGUGGCAUAUAAAUUUCCAGAGCUCCUACCUCUAAGUGAACUUAGCCCACCCAUGUUGAUAGAACACCCGCUUAGAUGUCUUGUUUUAUGUGCCCAAGUACACGCUGGAAUGUGGAGGCGAAACGGGUUCUCACUAGUAAACCAGAUUUAUUACUACCAUAAUGUGAAAUGCAGGCGUGAGAUGUUCGACAAGGAUAUCAUGAUGCUUCAGACAGGUGUCUCCAUGAUGGAUCCAAAUCAUUUCCUGAUGAUAAUGCUCAGCCGCUUUGAACUUUAUCAGAUCUUCAGUACACCAGAGUAUGGGAAAAGAUUCAGUUCCGAGAUCACCCAGAAGGAUGUUGUUCAGCAGAACAAUACUCUAAUAGAAGAAAUGCUGUACCUCAUUAUAAUGCUUGUUGGUGAGAGAUUUAGUCCUGGGGUUGGACAAGUAAAUGCUACAGAUGAAAUUAAGCGGGAGAUUAUCCACCAGUUGAGCAUCAAACCUAUGGCUCAUAGUGAAUUGGUAAAGUCUCUGCCUGAAGAUGAGAACAAGGAGACUGGCAUGGAGAAUGUCAUUGAAACAGUUGCCCAUUUCAGGAAACCUGGAUUAACAGGACGAGGCAUGUAUGAGCUGAAACCAGAAUGUGCCAAAGAGUUCAACUUGUAUUUCUAUCACUUCUCAAGGGCAGAGCAGUCCAAGGCAGAAGAAGCACAAAGAAAAUUGAGAAGACAAAAUAGAGAAGAUACAGCACUUCCACCUCCAGUUUUGCCUCCUUUCUGCCCUCUGUUUGCAAGUCUGGUUAACAUUUUGCAGUCAGACGUCAUGUUGUGCAUCAUGGGAACGAUACUGCAGUGGGCUGUGGAACAUAAUGGAUAUGCGUGGUCAGAGUCUAUGCUGCAGAGGGUGUUACAUUUAAUUGGAAUGGCACUGCAAGAAGAAAAGCAGCAUUUAGAGAAUGCCAUGGAAGAGCACGUAGUGACGUUCACCUUCACUCAGAAGAUUUCAAAGCCUGGGGAAGCACCGAACAGCUCCCCGAGCAUACUGGCCAUGUUGGAGACGCUGCAGAACGCUCCCUACCUGGAGGUGCACCAAGACAUGAUUCGGUGGAUACUGAAGACAUUUAAUGCAAUUAAGAAGAUAAGAAUGAGUUCAUCAACCAGUCCCGUGGCAGAGGCAGAAGGAACUGUAAUGGAGGAGAGUUCAAGAGACAAAGACAAAGCUGAGAGGAAGAGAAAAGCUGAAAUUGCCAGACUGCGAAGAGAAAAGAUCAUGGCCCAGAUGUCUGAGAUGCAGCGGCACUUUAUCGAUGAGAACAAAGAGCUCUUUCAGCAAACGUUAGAUCUAGAAGGCUCUUCCUCCACCGUUCUUAACAACAGCCCCGUGGUUUCAGGUAUGACCCUUACAGCCCUGGGCCCAGCACAAACACAGGUCCCUGAACACAAACAGUUUGUGACCUGUAUAUUGUGUCAAGAGGAGCAAGAAGUUAACGUGGAAAGUAGAGCCAUGGUCUUGGCGGCAUUUGUCCAAAGAUCAACCGUACUGUCAAAAAACAGAAGUAAAUUCAUUCAGGAUCCAGAAAAAUAUGAUCCAUUAUUCAUGCACCCUGAUCUGUCUUGUGGAACACACACUGGUAGCUGUGGGCACGUUAUGCAUGCCCAUUGUUGGCAAAGGUACUUUGAUUCCGUUCAAGCUAAAGAGCAGAGAAGGCAACAGAGGUUACGCAUACAUACGAGCUACGAUGUGGAGUGUGGAGAGUUCCUCUGCCCGCUGUGUGAGUGCUUGAGCAAUACUGUCAUUCCUCUGCUGCUUCCUCCAAGAAACAUUUUCAACAGCAGGUUAAAUUUUUCAGACCAGCCAAAUCUGACAAAAUGGACUAGAACAGUAUCCCAGCAAAUAAAAACCUUACAGAGUCUUAGGAAAGAAGAAAAUGCUCCUAAUGCUGCCUCUUCAAAGAAUUCAAUGAACAUAGAUGAAUUACAGCUCCCUGCAGGUUUUAGGCCGGAUUUUCAUCCCACGAACCCUUAUUCUGAGAGCAUUAAGGAAAUGCUGACAACAUUUGGAACUGCUACCUACAAGGUAGGACUAAAAGUUCACCCCAAUGAAGAGGACCCCCGCGUGCCCAUAAUGUGUUGGGGUAGCUGUGCAUACACCAUCCAGAGCAUAGAAAGAAUCCUGAGUGAUGAAGAUAAACCGCUGUUUGGCCCUUUGCCCUGCAGGCUGGAUGAUUGUCUUAGAUCGCUGACAAGAUUUGCAGCAGCACAUUGGACAGUGGCAUCACUUCCAGUGGUACAAAGACAUUUUUGUAAACUUUUUGCAUCGCUGGUGCCUGAUGACAGCUACGAUGACGUUCCGUGCAUACUGGACAUCGACAUGUUUCAUUUGCUGGUGAGUUUGGUGCUCGCUUUCCCCGCGCUGCAGUGUCAGGAUUUUUCAGGGGUCAGCCUCAGCACCGGAGACCUCCACCUCUUCCACCUGGUCACCAUGGCACACAUCACACAGAUCUUACUGACCUCGAGUACAGAAGAACACGGCAUGGAUCAGGAGGACCCCACUGGUGAAGAAGAGUUAGCAGUGCUUGCUUUGUACAAAACACUUCACCAGUGUACUGGAAGUGCCUUGAAAGAAGCACCCUCUGGCUGGCACCUGUGGCAGAGCGUCAGAGCUGGCAUCACGCCUUUCCUCAAGUGCUCGGCUGUGUUUUUUCAUUACCUAAACGGAGUCCCAUCGCCACCUGACAUCCAAGUGUCAGAAACAAGCCAUUUUGAACAUUUAUGUAACUAUCUUGCCCUACCAACCAACCUCAUUUGCCUUUUUCAACAACAUAGUGAGAUAAUGAAUUCACUGAUUGAAAGUUGGUGCCGUAACAGUGAAGUUAAAAGAUAUCUGCAAGGUGAAAGAGAUGCAAUCAGUUAUCCUAGAGAAUCUAACAGAUUAAUAGACCUCCCUGAAGAUUACAGCAGCCUCAUUAAUCAAGCAUCCAAUUUCUCGUGCCCCAAGUCAGGUGGUGACAAGAGCAGAGCUCCAACGCUGUGCCUCGUGUGCGGAACGCUGCUGUGCUCGCAGAGCUACUGCUGCCAGACGGAGCUGGAGGGGGAGGACGUGGGCGCCUGCACCGCGCACACCUACUCCUGUGGCUCGGGCGUGGGUAUCUUCCUGAGAGUCCGCGAGUGUCAGGUGCUGUUUUUAGCCGGCAAAACCAAAGGUUGUUUUUAUUCUCCCCCUUACCUUGACGACUAUGGGGAGACUGACCAGGGACUCAGACGGGGAAACCCUUUGCAUCUGUGCAGCGAGCGAUUUAAGAAGAUCCAAAAGCUCUGGCACCAGCACAGCAUCACGGAGGAGAUCGGCCACGCGCAGGAGGCGAACCAGACCCUGUUUGGCAUUGACUGGCAGCAUCUGUAGUCGCUUUGCCACCAAAUAUGAACUUGAGUUUUGUAACCUGGUCGGCUUUUUAAGGAAGAAAGUGGGAAAUAGUUCUGCUGAAUUUUGAAAUAAAUUCUUUAUUUAAGUUUUC
Molecule: messenger RNA, 5675 nt
Organism: Cavia porcellus (domestic guinea pig)
Lineage: Eukaryota; Metazoa; Chordata; Mammalia; Rodentia; Caviidae
Gene: Ubr2
Product: ubiquitin protein ligase E3 component n-recognin 2
Exons: 47
Coding region: 296-5563 (1755 amino acids)
Biological process (GO): ubiquitin-dependent protein catabolic process via the N-end rule pathway
Molecular function (GO): ubiquitin protein ligase activity; zinc ion binding
Source: RefSeq, a predicted model, not a curated record